Fulvia fulva is the source of this 603-nucleotide messenger RNA. Its product is annotated as putative oligoribonuclease. Gene Ontology annotation, molecular function: 3'-5'-RNA exonuclease activity; nucleic acid binding. Gene Ontology annotation, cellular component: mitochondrion. Lineage: Eukaryota; Fungi; Ascomycota; Dothideomycetes; Mycosphaerellales; Mycosphaerellaceae. The transcript has a single exon. The record is from RefSeq and is a predicted model, not a curated record. Bases 1 to 603 code for a protein of 200 amino acids.
AUGCCAGAAUCACGGUCACAUCAUCCGUUGGUAUGGAUCGACUGCGAGAUGACCGGCCUCGAUGCCGAGAAAGAUACGAUAAUGUCGUUGGCCUGCUACAUCACAGACGCGAAUCUCAACCUCCUAGAUGAGACCGGCUACGAAGCAGUGAUACAUCACUCUCAAUCCCAACUGGACGCUAUGGGCGAAUGGUGUACAGAUCACCACGGCUCAUCUGGCCUCUCGCAGGAGUGUCUACAAUCUCAAACCACUGCCGAGCAAGCAGCAGACGAACUAUACCAGUACAUUCUACAAUUCUGUCCAGAUCGAAGGAAAGCGUUACUGGCAGGCAACACCGUGCAUGCCGAUAAGACGUUUCUCGUGAAGGAGCCUUGGACGAAGAUCGCGAAGCAUUUGCAUCACCGGAUCUUGGACGUCAGUGCGAUCAAGGAGGCUGCAAAGAGGUGGGCGCCGGAUGAGGUGAUCAAGAAGAGUCCGCAGAAGGCUGGGAAGCAUGAGGCGAAGGCGGAUAUUCUGGAGAGUAUUGAGGAGGCGAAGUAUUGGAAGAAGACUUUAUUUGAUGGAGCGGGAUCGCAAGGUGAGGCAAACGGAGAUGUGAAGUGA